Schistocerca serialis cubense is the source of this 1372-nucleotide messenger RNA. RefSeq names its product transcription initiation factor TFIID subunit 12-like. The coding region runs from base 1 to 396 and encodes 131 amino acids. Gene Ontology annotation, biological process: RNA polymerase II preinitiation complex assembly; DNA-templated transcription initiation. Gene Ontology annotation, cellular component: transcription factor TFIID complex; SAGA complex; SLIK (SAGA-like) complex. NCBI's taxonomy places the organism in Eukaryota, Metazoa, Arthropoda, Insecta, Orthoptera, Acrididae. The transcript has a single exon. The record is from RefSeq and is a predicted model, not a curated record. Gene Ontology annotation, molecular function: TBP-class protein binding; protein heterodimerization activity; DNA binding.
AUGCCGCCGUUCGACGCGCCGCCGGCGAGCGGCCCGGCGCGGAACCCGCCGCCGGCGCCCGAGGAGGCGGGGGCGGCGCCGCACGCGCGGACGCGGCUGCACGACAUCGUCAAGGAGCUGGACCCGAACGAGCGGCUGUCGGACGAGGUGGAGGACGUGCUGCUGGAGCUGGCCGACGACUUCGUGGAGGCGACGGUGCGGGCCGCCUGCCUGUCGGCGCGCCACCGCCGCUCCGCCGUCGUGGAGGCCCGCGACGUGCAGCUGCACCUGGAGCGCCACUGGAACAUGUGGCUGCCGGGGUUCGGCACGGAGGAGCUGCAGCCGUACGCCCCGGCUGCCGAGGGGGAGGCCCACCGCCGCCGCAUGGAGCUCGUGCGCGAGGCCGCCGGCAAGUGACGGGGAGCGAGUGACGGUGGACACCGAGAAUGGCGGAGGGGUGUCCGGUGCGGUAUUACAGUUCCGAGUGUGACGACGUUCGGGGAAGAGCUCGUAAUGUGUCCCCUACCCCCUCCUUCCACUGCGAGAGGACAAAACUUUGUAAGCUAAAAGAAAUUGAGUCACGUACGUACACAGUGCCGCCUAUUAGUGAAAGGAGCCCACUCUCGUGCGAUAUCGGACACGACUUUUUGCCUCGAAUUCUUCGUUUGAGAAAACUGUAAACUCUUUGACGAGGCGUAACAGCUAGCUGCUACUCGAGUUGGCGAGGAGAAAUUCGGAGUGCUGCCGGUAGGUGUGUGGAAAAGCGGAGGAAAUGACUCUCUAGUUGUCGGAACUUCGACACUGUGGGUGGAGAUAGAUUGCCAGUUAACGUAAAGAAGAUAAGUUCCGGACAGAUACAAUAAAAGGCACUCGCGUAAAACUUCCGGCCGCGGCCUCGAUCGGCAAAAGAGCAACGCGGACCGUUCGUAACGCGGGCGAGCGCACUCGUGGCCGUGAAGUCUGGCAGCUCUGACCGAGGCAUCGGAGCCGGCAGCCGCGUGUGCGCAGGGCGAACCGGCUCGUGCUACUAGCUGUAGCUUCCUUUCGAGUGGGGGGCCUCGGUGACAUCACAACAUUUUAGCAGUUCCUGUGCUGUUAGCGUGUAGAGGCAUCGUAGACUGGAAGUUUCGUGCACACGCUUAACCUCUUUUAUGUGUGGGACAAAUUUUGUUCUCUUCCCUGGAAUGGCAGAAACAUUUAUCAGUGGUAGCUUUUGUCAUUCAUUUGUUGUUCUGUGUAAUUUUUGUGUGUGUUCGUAAGAUGUGCACGACUUGUAAUUACUUAAUGGGCAUACUGUUUUAAAACACUGAAAAACAUUUGGAGGACAGUUUCAGUUAAAUAUGUUUGACAUUCUGGUCAAAUACGAAUAAUAAGGUAAUAAUUGUUGUCAGUG